AUGUCUCUGGCCAGCAAGCUCUCCAUCACCGAUGUCGACCUCAAGGGCAAGAGGGUUCUGAUUCGGGUCGACUUUAACGUACCCCUCGACGACACCAAGAAAAUCACAAACAACCAGCGCAUCGUCGGCGCCGUCCCCACCAUCAGGCACGCCCUCGACCAUGGCGCAAAGUCGGUUGUCCUCAUGUCCCACCUCGGCCGCCCGGACGGCAUCCCCAACCCAAAGUACUCGCUCAAGCCCGUCGCCGCCGAGCUCGAGAAGCUGCUGGGCAAGCCCGUCACCUUUGCCCCGGACUGCGUCGGCCCCGAGGUCGAGGCCAUUGUCAACAAGGCCGACGCCGGCGCCGUCGUGCUGCUCGAGAACCUGCGCUUCCACAUUGAGGAGGAGGGCAGCUCCAAGGACAAGGACGGUAACAAGACAAAGGCCGACAAGGCAAAGGUCGACGAGUUCCGCAAGGGCCUGACGGCUCUGGGCGACGUCUACAUCAACGAUGCCUUUGGCACUGCCCACCGCGCCCAUUCCUCCAUGGUUGGCAUCGACCUCCCGCAAAAGGCAGCGGGCUUCCUCAUGAAGAAGGAGCUCGACUACUUUGCAAAGGCCCUCGAGUCGCCUCAGCGCCCCUUCCUGGCCAUCCUCGGCGGCGCCAAGGUCUCGGACAAGAUCCAGCUCAUCGACAACCUGCUGGACAAGGUCAACACGCUCGUCAUCUGCGGCGGCAUGGCCUUUACCUUCAAAAAGGUCAUUGACAACAUGGCCAUUGGCGCUUCCCUCUAUGACGAGGCCGGCUCCAAGACGGUGCCCAAGCUCAUGGAAAAGGCCAAGAGCAAGAACGUCAAGGUCGUGCUGCCCGUCGAUUUCAUCACGGCCGACAAGUUCGACAAGGACGCCAAGACGGGCAGCGCCGCCGACCCCGCCGGCAUCCCCGACGGCUGGAUGGGCCUCGACUGCGGCGAAAAAUCCAUCAAGCUGUACAAGGAGGCAAUUGACGAGGCCAAGACGAUUCUGUGGAACGGCCCGGCGGGCGUCUUUGAGUUUGACAAGUUUGCCCACGGCACCAAGGCGACGCUCGACGCGGCCGUCGAGGGCUGCCAGAAGGGCAAAAUUGUCAUCAUCGGCGGCGGCGACACGGCGACGGUGGCGGCCAAGUACGGUGUCGAGGACAAGCUCAGCCACGUGUCGACGGGCGGCGGCGCCAGCCUAGAGCUGCUCGAAGGCAAGGAGCUGCCGGGCGUGGUGGCUCUAUCGAGCAAGUAG
Messenger RNA from Hirsutella rhossiliensis, 1254 nucleotides. RefSeq names its product phosphoglycerate kinase domain-containing protein. Bases 1 to 1254 code for a protein of 417 amino acids. Gene Ontology annotation, cellular component: cytosol. The transcript has 3 exons. Gene Ontology annotation, biological process: gluconeogenesis; glycolytic process. Gene Ontology annotation, molecular function: phosphoglycerate kinase activity; ATP binding; ADP binding. The record is from RefSeq and is a predicted model, not a curated record. Lineage: Eukaryota; Fungi; Ascomycota; Sordariomycetes; Hypocreales; Ophiocordycipitaceae.